Messenger RNA from Sesamum indicum (sesame), 2167 nucleotides. RefSeq lists its product as uncharacterized. The record is from RefSeq and is a predicted model, not a curated record. NCBI's taxonomy places the organism in Eukaryota, Viridiplantae, Streptophyta, Magnoliopsida, Lamiales, Pedaliaceae.
CCACUUACAUUACAUACUAUAUAUUUCUUAGAAGAAUGAGAAGGACCCUCCUCCUCCUCUUUCUCCCUCCCCAUUUAUACUCAACCCCACCCCAAAUAUCUGUACUGUCUCUCAUCGGAGAAGAUGGAAGAUAGAGAAAGCGCCUCAGCAGUCGAAGAUGCCAAGAGGAGGUGCGUUGCCCUCACUGAUCGACUUCAUCGCUUAAGCAAAUCUAAGCUUUUUACCUCCCCGAAGACCACCCUCUUCCGACUAAUUCACUCCGAGCUCACCUUUCUCCAGCGCCUCUCCGCCACUUUUCAUCCCUCUCCUCCUCUCAGUUCCAAUAUCGGUCACCUGGAGGCUGUGGUGCACGUCCUUCAGCAACAGUGCAUAACUGGAGUAUCACGGGUUUGCAAGCCCAUUACUUUGUCCCCUUUGCAUAGCAUUUACGUCGAUAUAGUUUGUUCUCUGAAUGGGAGUCCUGUUUGGUUUAUUGUCUCUGAUAGAAACCCCAGAUACAUUUCCUGGGAUGUCGGUGUUGCUGAUAAAAAUAAGGGCUUAAAGAAAAAAAUUCAGCAAGUUAUUCAUGCUGCGCGUGACUCCCCUGUAACGCUCAAGCCCUCGUCUGUUGUGCUUUUCUUUUCCAAUGGUCUUGAUGAUAAUGUUUAUCAGAAGGUUAGAUGCGAAUAUGGAGCUGUGGACUUGAAAUUGGAGCCUUUUUGCUAUGAAGAGUUGGAAUUGGAGGACAACUGGACUAAUGUGGUGCUUGGUAGGUUGUUUCCUGAUGCGUGUGUAAUCCAGAUAGAGGUUGACCAAGAUGUUUGUGCGAUGCAGAAAAAUAUUCCUCAGCCUGCAAGGAUGGAUGGCCAUAUAUCCUGCAAGAAGUGCGAUGUAUACUCUGAUUUCCAUCUAGGAACAUCCUUACAGUCUCUUGUUUCUGGAAUGAAGUGCUGGUGCUGCUCUUUGGAUAAUGUAGAGCUUGAUGUUGGAUUUCUGAAGCAGUCGUGGAGAGAUGUUGAAGCCAAGUUGGUUAAUUUUGAUACAACGGCUAUGGUUGCGGUUGUCUCAGGAAUUAGUAAUGGCAGGACAGCAAAACUUUUGGCUACACCAGAGAGUGAAUUAAGAGGUCGGUUUAAGGGCAACUACUACUUUGUGAUUGCCCAGGUCGACUCUGAAAAUCAGAACCCAAUCCAUAGUGAAUUGUUGAGUGUCAUAUCAGGAAAACGAGGAAUUAUAUGUGAAAGUGUUCGUUCAGAAUAUCAGGAGCUUGUCGCAAUGUGUGGAGGACCUAAUGAGAAACUUAGAGCUGAAUACUUUCUGAAGUUUCUGAAGGUAGUGCCUGAUUGCCCAUCAACGCGACUGAUGAGCCUUCCAACCACCCGAAAGCUGGCAUUGAAGAACAAAGUGGUUUUUGGCACUGGUGAUUAUUGGUGUGCUCCAACUAUAACGGCAAAUAUGGCUUUUGUCCGGGCUGUUUCACAGACAGGAAUGUCUCUGUCUGUAAUAGAGCACAGACCUCGGGCACUAAUUGGUGACUAGUGUGUACUUGUGGGCUUUUAUACCCGUUGGAAGAGAGCGUUUUCCAUCCCUCCAGUUCUUGAAAUGCAUGCACGAAAUUAAAUUAUUGUCAGAUGAUGCUAUAUUUAUUAUCCUCAGGGUAUCAUUGUGCUUCUAGCUUUUUUGACUGUGAUUCCGCUUACAUUUUGGAGAUGUGGUUUUGUAUGUAAGUUGGAUUUUGAUGUAAUAUAUGCCAUCCUGUUUGUUAGAUGGUGUAUCUAGUUGAAGAGGAUGAGGAUCACCAAUUCACCAUCAUCUUUUUAUCAUCUUUACUGACUUAAUUAUGAGCAUGGCUAGAUGCCUUAUCUUUCUACCUGUAAGCAUCCAAAAACACCUUUAGGUUCUUCAAGCUGUGUAGCUAUAUUGGGGUUGCAAAGGGAUCGUACUGUGUUUAGGCUUGUCUUCAAUAUUCUCAGUUUUAGUUAUCUGUGCGAUGAUGUCAUGUUAGCUUCCUACUUUGUAUGUUAACAUUGUAGCACAACAUUCCUUCUAAACAUCCUAUUGAUUUCUUAUUUGAAAUUAGCAGAGUAUUCUACUAUCAGUAGUGCCAAGAUGGCUUAGGCCAUCAUAAGUGACGAGACGAUUCAGGCAGGCAUAUGCUAUGCUCAUCUUACUGUAGAAUCUGCAUGCU